Molecule: messenger RNA, 2811 nt
Organism: Spodoptera exigua (beet armyworm)
Lineage: Eukaryota; Metazoa; Arthropoda; Insecta; Lepidoptera; Noctuidae
Source: the annotation of a GenBank genome assembly
AUGUUAUCUGCAUCGACCCAAAUAUCGAGGGUCAGGCAGCUGCAGCAAGCCUUCAGUGUCCUAGCUCUCCUCAACAUAAACUCCAAUACCUAUCCCAAAGAUGCAACUGUUUUAAAUGGUGAUAUUUACGAUUAUGUAGUGGUUGGUGGAGGGACAGCUGGACUUGUAGUGACAACCAGAUUGGUGGAAGCCAAUUACAGUGUUUUGGUGAUAGAGGCCGGUGAUAUUCCUGGGGUCGAGAGUCUUCAUCCUGGACUGGUACAAUAUAUUAAAAAUUCCCGCAUAGACUGGAACUAUACGUCGGAACUCAACUGUCGAACAGGUAGCUGCCUCAAGGCUGAUGGUGGAUCUUUCUAUGGUAAAGGUCUUGGAGGAACUGGAAUCCUAAAUUACAUGAUAUAUGGACGAGGAAAUAAAAGAGACUAUCACAGAUUUUACGAAGCAACCAGUGAUUCAUCCUGGGAAUAUGAAAAUAUGCUCAAAUAUUUUAUAGUCAGUGAAAAAUUAGAAAACAAUGAAAUUCUUAAUUCCCAAUUUAGAAAAUUUCAUGGCACUAAAGGUGAAAUUGGAGUCACUCAAGAAGAUCGUUCUAUAGUAGAUAAAUAUCUAAAGGGUUUUGAAAGAGCCGGAGAAAAUUUAGUUAUUGACAACGUCGGUGCUGGGGUAGGAUUAGGAUAUUCGAAAUGCCUUUAUACAAUACUUAAUGGAAAACGUAAUGAUGCUGGUAGCGGUUAUUUGAAUUCUAUAAAAGAUAAAAUAAAAUUAUCUGUAACUAGAAACAGUUUAGCAACAAAAAUAAUUUUCGACACUGACAAAACUGCUGUCGGCGUUGAAUUUGUGAAACAUGACAAAAUAAUUACUGUAAAAGCAAGGAAAGAGAUUUUAGUUGCCGCUGGACCAGUGAAAUCACCGCAACUUCUUAUGUUGUCAGGCCCGAGCGUACGGCGCGCAGCGUUCCGCGCGCGCCUCAAGGAGCCAUUCGACCACCACAGACGGGGCCCUAAAGGGCUGAUGUUCAGCCGGGGUUGCGGGGUAAGCGCAAUGAGGUACCGCGACCUCGGCACAGAGCAGGAGAAGGAACAGGGGGCAUUCACCAUGGCUUCUGGAGUGACGAGCAUGCAAAUAAAUCAAAUACUCAACAUUCAAGGAGCCUUCCAAACCUUGGCUAUGCUCAACAUGGUUGGUUAUUUAUUUCCUGAAGACGCUCCAAUUUGUGAUGGUGAUAAAUAUGACUACAUAGUGGUGGGAGGUGGCACUGCUGGAUGUGUAGUAGCUGGGAGGCUGAUUGAAGCAAAUUUUAAGACAUUGGUUAUAGAAGCAGGAGAUAAUCCUGGAGAAGAAAAUUAUGCACCUGGUUUAUUGACCUAUAUGAAGAACUCGCGUAUGGACUGGAACUUCACUACACCGAGCGAUGGUUUCACAGAUCAAUGUCACAAAAAUAGUGGAGCAUUUUUUGGUAAGGUGUUGGGAGGUUCAGGGAAUGUCGACUAUUUGCUCUAUGGACGAGGCAACCCUCAGGACUACAGAAAAUUCAACGAAGAUUCAUGGAAUUGGAAAAAUAUGUUGAAAUAUUUUCUAAAAAGUGAAAAACUGAAUGAUAAUGAAAUUCUUAAAUCACGAUAUAGAAAAUAUCAUGGCACUAAAGGUAAAAUUGGAGUAAUCAAAGAAAACCGUAUGGAAACACAGGAGUAUCUGCAAGCCUAUAAAGAAGCUGGUAAAAGAGUGGUAUCUGAUGUUAUUGGAGCUGGAAUAAUAGGAUAUUCAGGAGCUCUAUAUCACAUUUCAAAAGGAUUACGUACUGAAAGUGCAACUGGUUACCUAUCCCCUCAUAAAGAUGAUACCAAUUUGCAUUUGACCCGUAAUAGCACUGCUGUAAAAAUAAUCUUCGAUAAGAACAAAAGGGCUGUUGGGGUAGAAUUUAUUAAAAAUGGCAAGUCAAUCACUGUAAGAGCAAAUAAGGAAGUUAUUAUUACCACUGGAGCUAUUAAAACUCCUCAACUUCUGAUGUUAUCAGGAAUCGGCCCAAAAGAGAGACUAGAGAAAUUAAAUAUCACUGUAUUAUCAAAUAUUCCCGUAGGGAAGAAAUUACAAGAUAACGUUGGUGUACUGUUGGGUUUUCAAACAAACAAACCAGCUAAAAAUGCGCCUUUUAAUUAUAAUGAUUACCCAGCGCAAUUAAUAAUUGGCUACUCAGCUCUACGGAAUUGCAGCUGUGAUCCAGAUUAUCAAACCAUUAACUAUAUAAUAGAUGAUCCUACAUAUCUUCUGAAACUGUGUGGAUUUAGUUUAGGAUUCAAAAACUCAAUUUGUGACAGACUUUAUUCAAACAACACUCAAAUUUUCUUAUCUAUCAUUUUGCCUUCAAACGUUGGAUCUUUUGGUGAAGUUGUUUUAAAAAAUACCGAUCCAUUCGCUAUGCCAAAUAUAUUUCCAAAUUAUUAUACAAAUAAUGGUGAUUUGAAUGAUAUAGUAGACUACAUCAUGGACUAUUAUAAAGUAUUAGAUACUCCUAAAUUCCAAAGUAUGGGUUUAAAAUUCGUGGAGGCAACUGGAAAAUGUGGUCAAUUCCAGUUUGGGUCACGUCAGUUUUGGAGAUGUUACGCUUUAUGUAUGAUUGUCCCUUCAGGAAGGUACGUAGGGACUUGUUCUAUGGGAUCUGUAGUAGACAGCCGACUGAAUGUUAUGGGUGUCAAAAAGCUACGUGUGGUUGACGCUAGUGUUAUACCGGGUACCAUUGGGAGUGCCCUCUUUGGUCCAACGGUAGCACUGGCUGAAAAAGGAGCCGAAAUGAUUAUAGAGGACAAUUCGUAA